Closterium sp. NIES-67 is the source of this 2236-nucleotide messenger RNA. NCBI's taxonomy places the organism in Eukaryota, Viridiplantae, Streptophyta, Zygnematophyceae, Desmidiales, Closteriaceae. The record is from the annotation of a GenBank genome assembly.
AACGACCUGCCACCAAGUCUAGCAGCUUCCCUGUGAGCGAUAUGACUUUUGGCUGCAGUUCUUUGUUCCUUUAGAAGCGUUUACUGCACCCGGCCGUGAUUGCGCGACGAGCUCUGCAAGAACUGCUUGACGAAUCGGCAUCGUCGCACUGUGUCGCACAGCCAAGAGGUCGCCAGGUGCUUCUUCACUCGAACAACUAAGCGGCAGGUCGAGAGCGGGUUACCGAAUUUCGUCACUUUCGCCAUGUCCUGCCCGUUUCUCGCGGCGGCAGCAGCGUCCGGCGAUGCCAGUAACGACGCGAGUCGUCCUACAGGAGGCUGCCCUUUCGCCAAGCGCUUCGCUCUCCUCGGCUCAUCCCCAAACGACCCAGCGUCGCAGCGAGAGUCGCCCACUGAAGCAGCGAUAGCGGCAGCAGCCACAGACGGCACAAGCGAAGUCGUGAGGAAAAUAGGGGAAGGCGAUAGCGGGAGAGAAAACAAUUCCGGGUCUCUUCAUUCUGCUGAGCAUGCGGUUAAGGGGCGCGCGGACAGCAGCGGGGCUGCGCAUGGAGGGGAUGGGGGGGAGGAGAGCGGGCGGAAGGCGGGCGCGGGGCGGUGCCCGUUCGGAUUCGAUUCCGCGGCGGACGGGCGGAUGGCGGCAGCUGUGGGACCGAUGAGCUGCGUGCUGUGCAAGGCGCUGCUCUUCGACCCCGCGCGCUGCGACCCGUGCAAGCACGUCUACUGCAGGGACUGCAUAGCUCGCUUCAACGACUGUCCUCUGUGUGGCUCCGACGUCAAGGGCCUCCUGCCCGACGCUGCUCUCGCGCAUGCCGUUGAUUCGUUCAUCACCGCGCACGUCCUCUCCCGCCCCGCCGCGCACCCGGUGCCCGUGGACGACGCUGCACCGGGUGCUCCUCGUGUGCAGGAAGCACGGAAGCCUGACGCACCUGCAUCUUCUGGUGCAAAUGCGGCUGCUGCAGAUGCCUCGGCGACAGAUGCAGCAGUAGCAGCAGCGGCAGCGGCGGCGGCAGAAAGGGAGGCGGAGGCAGCGAGGGUGGAGAUGGAAGCACUGGAUCUGGACAGGGCGAGCCCCGGCAGCUUCCUCUUCAUCCACGCCAUGCGGGCCAUGCAGCACGGCAACCUGCCCAGUGCGCGGGCUCGCUUCGCCCUCUCUGCCUCCUCGCUCAAGACCUUCCUCUCCCCGCCCUCCGCUGCUGGUCCUGCUGCUGCUGCUGCUCCUGGCGGCAUCAGCAGCAGCACUGCUGCUAAUGCGUCUGGGGAUCCAGCCGGUAUCGCUGUUUCCCCCUCGUCCGUGCUAGACCCAGCAGCAGCAGCGGCGGCAACAGCAGGAGGAGGAGUGGAGGGCACGGAAGCACAGCGGCGUGCGGCGGUGUCGAGGCUGGGAGCUGUGCUGGGCUCGCAUGCUGACUGCUGUCUGCUCAUGUCUGACGUGGCAUCGGCGGCCAGCAGCUACCAGGAGGCGGUGGAUGUGCUCUCUGCUGCUCUUCCCACGCUGCCUGCAGCGGUUGAAGGCGAGGGUGAGGGAGCGGGAGAGGGCGAGGCCGAGGGAGCGGCGGAGGAGGGGCAGGCGCAAGGGGUGGAGCGGCGUGGUGGUGGUAGUGGUGGUGGUGGUGGGAAGUCAGAUGGCAGCGCUGUUGACGAUGAGCUGUGCCACGCGCUGUGUGUGUCGCUCAACAAGCUUGGCGACCUGCACUACCGCGCCAACCGCCUGCCUGAAGCGCUCGCCCUCUACCACCGCGCUCUUGCUCGCAGGCAGCACGCCCUGGCCCGCGCAGAGGCGAGGGGGGGGGACGGCGCAGUGAGGGAGACAGCCAGCAAGGCGGUGGACGUGGCGGUGUCGACAGCCAAGGUGGCGGACGCACAGCAGGCCGUGGGGCAGGAGACGCGUGCCAGGGACGGCUUCACACGCGCGCUGCACCUCCUGCAGGGGGUCAGGGGGAGGCUCACAGCUGCUGCUGCUGCUGGCAGUGGUCAGGAGGUCUGUUUGGCUCUGCUGGAGAAGGUGGAAGCAACAGAGGCGUUCCUGCAGCAGCAGCUGGGGGCAGCAACAGGAGCAGGGACAGCAGCAGCAGCGCCGCCGCAAGGAGAGCCAGGUGCCAGGGGAUGAGAUCGUGCUGGCCUGCAACCCCUGCACCCUGCAACCCCUUCACCCGUCAAGCCGCCAACAAUCACCCACCAACUCUUCUGUGGAAAUGAAACCCUUGUUUUGAAUGGGAUUUUGGUGGAAUAAACGGCUU